Molecule: messenger RNA, 5783 nt
Organism: Pectinophora gossypiella (pink bollworm)
Lineage: Eukaryota; Metazoa; Arthropoda; Insecta; Lepidoptera; Gelechiidae
Exons: 10
Coding region: 471-2897 (808 amino acids)
Cellular component (GO): plasma membrane
Molecular function (GO): protein binding
Source: RefSeq, a predicted model, not a curated record
UGAAGGCUCAAGGUGAGGGUCGACGGUUAAGCUUCAAUAAGUUAUUAUAUUGAGCUUAAUCACCAGAAAAUAUGUGGCGGAGGCGUAGAUAUAGUUAACGAGCGCCGCCGUGGGCCGGGGCAUCAAUGCCGGCUGGAGGCAUGUCCUCGGACAACAAAACCUGCUCCGAGGCUUCUUCCUCUCGCUUUCCGAAGAGCGUCGAGUGGUAGUGGUCGGUGGCCGCGCACCGUCAGUCUGCGCUUGCACACAGCGGCGCACGCGCACCGCCCGCCAUAUUGAUUCUCCGCUCGAUACCGCGCGUUGCCAUGACAACCGCGUAAACAAACGCUCGAUUCGCGGGAAUUUUCGGAACGUUUUGUAUUUGGACAAAAGUGCAUUGUUACACAGUAAACAUUCACACACGCAUGUUAAGAGGACUUAACUGAUAACAGAAGUCAUAUUUAAAUUGCCGAGUAAAUAUUAUUUGAAGGAUGGAAAAGGAGAAGAUCGUGUUUAAGGGCUCACACCCCGACAGUUUGUACCGCGUGCCGACCGGCGCGGGCGCAGGCGACGGUAGGAUGGCGAGGAUAAUGCGCGCGCUGCGGUGGCCGGCCGCGCUCCUCAUCGUCUGCGGCGCCCUUGCCGUCUUCGUCUACUUCCUUAUGCCAGAUAACUUGGAUGCAGACCAAGACGCAGUGAACAGCACGUACUGGGAGAACAAUAUUGUCAAAGCCGGCGUACCACUGCACAUACAGAGGACAGAGACUACACGCAAGCCUGUAGUAGAGACCAAAAAACCAGCACCCAUCGUGGUCAACAAUUCUGGUGCACCAAAAACACAAAAAACACCAGAAAUUGAUUUCUACGAUGCUGACAGCGAAAAGAGCUUUGAUCUAAUUUCAAUAAUUGAUUCUAUCUCAGAGAAGAAACCUGAUAGGAAAUUGCCUAUCCCUCCUGUGUUCCCGGUUCAUUUAACUCCUGAAGUCCAGUACGGAAAUGAGAAAGCCGACAAGGAUAAAGGUAGAACUCCCAAAAUAUUGGACAAUACAAACAAACUUCAUGAAGAUUCAACAUUGAAGCCGCAUAUAACUCAGAAACCAGAAAAACCGCUCGCGAUCUAUUUUAAAGAUGCGGUCACAACCGUUUUAAACUCUGAGACUUUCACAAAGGCCGAGUCGAGCAACGAUUAUACCGCUUAUGAAAAAUCCAAAUCUGAUGAGGAGCCGUCCUCUGCUGAUGCGGAAGAGAAACCGAAGCCUUAUCCAGUGUUGGACGCUGCGGUGCCGCCUGAGGUGCAGGAGUUCUACGGACACCGCCCGGCCGACGCCGGCACCGGCGUCCACUUCACCUCAGGUCAUUCUAAAUACUUUGGUAUCGGUAUUGAGGAUGCAGAGAAAAUGAGGUCAACCACCCAGAGCUCUAUUUACAACACUAGAGUUUCUCCAACUCUCCCUACUUGGCGCGACAACCACGAGUCCACCACGAAAAAUUACCCUAUAAAUAUAAACAUUGAUGUGCCUCAAUGUCACUCGCCCCGGCUGGCGCUGUGCCGUGGGGUGUUGCCGUACGACCUGGCUGGACCGGCGCCAACCAUCGGCGGCAUGGAGAUCACCUCCAUGCUUCAGGAGUUAGAGUAUCUGGUCUCCACCAACUGCAGUGAGCGGGUCCGCCAGUUCGCGUGCUCGCUGCUCGAACCUGAAUGUAACCCCCCGCCCUUCCCGCCGAAAACGCCUUGCUACAGUCUUUGCAAAGCCGUCCUAGACAGUUGCGAAGCCCACAUCGCGCCGUCAAUUCUGCCAGCGUUCCGCUGCAAGCAGUAUGAGAACAACAACUGUAUGAAGGCGCGUGCGCCGUGCUACAGACGCGAGGUGCCCUGCGGCGAUGGCACGUGUGUGCCGCGGGAGUGGGUGUGCGAUGGAACCAACGACUGCCCCGCCGGCGACGACGAGAAGCAGUGCAACGCUUGUGACAGCAAUCAGUUCCGUUGUUCAACCGGUCAAUGCAUCAUGCGGCGAUGGUUGUGUGACGGCUACUUGGACUGUCCGGACGGUGACGACGAGCGGGUGGAGGUGUGCGAGAAGGAAGGCGUAGCCCCGCGGACCACGCCCGGAGACGUCGAACCUGGAGAGGAGCCCGCGGGGUCCGCCCCGGCGCCCUCCGUGCGUCGCCCCAACCGCCUGCCCGAGGGUAAACGCAGGACUGAAAUCAGUACAGGAGACAACGACAGCAAGGAGGAAUUGCUUAUAACAAGCGACAGUAUCAACUCUUUGAAGAGGAACUACACGCGUCGACCAUCAAUGGCCCGAUUGACGCCUUACCGGCCGAAGUCGAGGACCAAAACCACGCCACCACCAGUAGACGACGAAGAAGACACAGACGGCAAAAAAGUAAAACCUUUAAUGCGCGAGUUUCAGUCAUCUGAAUCCAUAAAGACCACAUCCCCAAAAUGGACUCCAUCAAAUGACGGUAACAAAGAUCCACUAGACGACGAUGAUGAUGACCAGGUUAAACUCUUAGAAGAAAUGGAGAAGGUUGUUAAAGGACCGCCAGAUCUUACGCUACCGGAAUUUAGAACUGAAAAACCGAAAGUGCCACUUUCCAGUUUUUAUACAGCCAACCCCACGCCGCAAGAACUUGCUAAGAAUGUCUUGAAGACUGGUACUUUCGACAGGGUCAUUGAUGGUAGCGCAUUAUUAAAGAAAGCGAUAGAAGCACAAGAGGCUGAGAAAGCCAGGCUAGCCAACCUGACGACACCGGAGGAGUUCCCGAUCGACCGCACGGGUGCGACUGCGCACUCGUCGCCGUGCCCCAGCGGCGAGCUGCGCUGCGUCGACGGAUUAUGCAUCACUCUCGCGCAGCUCUGUGACGGCACCAUCGACUGCUCCGACCACGCCGAUGAGGACAACUGCUACACGUGAUCCAAAUGUAGCCAUAGUACAGUUAGCAACACGUUAUAGGCUAUCUAGUUAGUAGGGAAAAGUAGAGGCGGCAUUUUAAAUAACUAAUGCUUGAUGCACACCGUGGUUGGGAAUAUUUUAUAUACAAGUUGUGUGCACGCUUUCACAUAGGCAUUGGACGGGACUAAUGCGUGUUAUACAAGCUCUUGCUCCUCAGCCCAUAGCGCUCGCGAUACCGCCUGUGUGUACGAGUAAUAGAGAUCUUAUGUGUAACUACUGUAUUUAAAUUUCUAUUUCUAAGAGUCAAAGAUUGACAUAGGGUGCUUUGACUUUGGUCAGUACAAUCAAUUUUCUAUCGUCUGCACUACCGGACCAGACUAAUCAAUGUCAUCAUCACCAACCCAAUAACGUCCCCACUGCUGGGGCACGGGCCUUUCCUAUGAAUGGAUAAGGAGUAUCCCAGAACUAAUCAAUGUAAUCUUCCAUAAUGUUCUCUUUUGUGAGUAUAAGCACAACAAAUGAGGUUUUGAAGCAGGUGUACAUAAAGCAUUAUUUGUUGAGAGUGCUGCUUCUAGUUGUAACUGCAAGUUUUGAUUAAUUCUUUAUCGAAAAUCAUGCAGAUAUUGAACUGAACGUGAAUAUUAUAUGAGUGAUUUUUUUAACGAGUUAGUGUAAGAUGUUGAUAUGAAUAUUUUUAAGUUCUGCGAAUGCUUACCGUGACUAUAUUUAGCUAAUAGCAUAAAAUACUAUUCCGUCCAUUAUGGUAUAUCCUUAUCAUAUCCACUUUAGAAUCUUAUUUGUAUUCUAAGCAGUAAGUAAACUGUAUCCGCUCUGUUAAACCUCUUUUUAUGUGUAAGUACAUAUAAGUACCAAUACGCGAGUUUGGCCGGAUUCUUAUUACAGUACCACUAUCAUUAAUAUACCUGGGUACGCAUUAUAUAUUAGAUUAUUGCUGACAGUUAAUUACCCAGUGGCUGCAUCUCAAUAAAUGCACGCCAUAAGUAUUACAUACAAGAAGUUUUUUUUAUAUGUGCAGAGAAUGAAGCUCUUAAAAAAACCCUUUUAUGUAAUAGCUAAGUAGGUAUGGCUUUGUAAUAAUGGUAAUAUAUAAUGAAGACGUAGGUUACCUAUUAUGUUUUUAUUAGUUUUCCAUUUUGUGUUAACGACAAAAAUAUUCCUUGUUGUUUACGUCAUAUUGAGUAAUUAGUAUAAUUAUUAUACCUCUAUACCAACAUAUAUUAUACUCAGUUAUAAUGUAACAAUUAAUUAAUGCAAAUACUCGUACAAAAGUUAAAUUCUUCAUUUAGUGGCGCAUUUGUAAAUAUAGUAAGCGUCGAUUUAUUUAUAAUAAUUUAUAUUUAGGUAUUUUAAGGGUACAGUGGCGUUUGCAUGUGUAUAAGGCAAUUAGAUGUUUAAUAAUAUCUAGAAAUUAUGGUAAUUAUAUAAAAAAUAUAUUAAUAUAUAGUAUAUUAAUUUUCUGAUUACAAUAGGUAACUGUAGCGUUAUUCUUUUUGUAAUCCUGUUGUAUAUAUAUAUACUUUUAUAUCCUACUCUACGCUAUUUAACGUACGUAGUAUUAUUAGUGACAUAUCUCUCGUCUCUUUUUGUACUGAGCUGUAUACUUUUAGUGCAAAAGCCACAUGUGUCGUCUCUUUCGCUCUAGCUAGACUAUACUUAUACUAUAUAUCUGUCCUGCUGUCAUUCUAAUCAUACUACAUAAUAUAGGGUAUACGUACUCUCCGCUACACCAGUGGCUGAGCUAGGUUUACCCCACCCCCCUCGGUCUUACCAUAAUCUUCAAUCGUAAGGGUGUCAGACGUCACACACACAGAUGCGCGUGUACGAUAACGUCAAUGUGUAGUGUCUGUGUCAAACGAAAUCUUUUCUAUGAAGUGUCCGAGGAGUGACUGCGUAGUGGACUACACAGCAGUGGAUAAAUGUGUAAAAUAUUAUAGUUCACAAAAUAUAGAUGGAACGGAUAUUGGUGAAUAUAUUUUACGAAACAUUUCACGCUCUCAUCGUGCUUAUUUCUCCGUCAAUCAUCUUAAAAAACGCCUAUUCUUAUCGCGUAAAGUAAAAUUAAGUAACAUUAUAAUUGUGAAUAUUAGAUAGGUACCUAAGUAAGUAUAUCAAAUUUUGACAUUGUUUUUUAAGUCCAAAGUACCGUCAUAAUAAAACUGUAACAUAGAAUAUCUUCAGAAUGACAAACUCAAUAUUGUUAGCUGUUAAGGCAGGUUAAUUACAAUUAAUUUGCUACCAUUUAAUAUAAGAAUUGUAUGAGAUUGUUGCGUAAGAGCCGUGGUAGCCCAGUUGGUUUCUACCAACUCUGCUGUGCUUGCCGCUCACUUUGAGGUCGCAUGUUCGAAUCCAGCACAGGCCUAAACCAAUGAUUGUCGAAUUUGUUUUCGAAUUCAUGUUUGAAUCAUAAAUGAUUAUCAUGCGCUCAGCGGUGAAGGAAAACAUCGUGAGGAAACCUACGUUCCCGAGAAAUGCAUUUUCGGAGGUAUGUGACCUAGUCUGUAUUGGGCUGGUUUUCCCUUCGCGGGCUGGAAGGUCAGACAGGCAGUCGCUUCUGUAAAAAAUCGGGCCUGUCAAAUCUUCAGGUUAGGUAAGCGGACCCUGUGGAUAACGGGAUAAUGCUAGGGAGAUGAUGAUAAGAUUGUUGGGUAAGCGAAAUAUAAGUAAUAUUUGUGGACAGUCAGUUAUGUGGGUACACUUGAUAUUAAGUAUUGAAAUUGGAAAUUUACAAGCGCCAUUUUAAGAAAUUCUUAAAAUUAUAGGUAUUAAAAAUAGAUUACGUGUGAAAUGACACAUAAUUAUAAAGAUCUGAUGUUAAUUUAGACGCUAAGUUUUUACUGGUAAGCGAAUACAUUUUAUACUUACGUCAAUAAACUCUAUGCCAUGUCA